UCCAUCAUGGCGGCCGCGGCCACCUCCGCCGCGUUCAAGCGGCUGGAUCUGCGGGACCCCGCGGCGCUUUUCGAGACCCACGGAGCGGAGGAGAUCCGAGGGCUGGAGCGCCAGGUUCGGGCCGAGAUCGAGCACAAGAAAGAGGAGCUGCGGCAGAUGGUGGGCGAGCGGUACCGCGACCUGAUCGAGGCGGCCGACACCAUCGGCCAGAUGCGCCGCUGCGCCGAGGGGCUGGUGGACGCCGUGAAGGCCACCGACCAGUACUGCGCGCGUCUCCGCCAGGCGGGCUCGGCCGCGCCCCGGCCGCCGCGGGACCCGCAGCCACAGCCGUCCCGGGAGAAGUUCUACAGCAUGGCUGCCCAGAUCAAGCUCCUCCUAGAAAUUCCUGAGAAGAUCUGGAGCUCGAUGGAAGCCUCUCAGCACCUCCACGCCACACAGCUGUACCUGCUCUGCUGCCACCUGCACAGCCUGCUCCAGCUGGAUUCUUCCGGCUCCCGCUACAGCCCCGUCCUCUCCCGCUUCCCCAUACUCAUCCGGCAGGUGGCAGCGGCCAGCCACUUCCGGACAACCAUUCUGCAUGAAAGCAAGAUGCUGCUCAAAUGCCAGGCUGUGUCGGACCAAGCAGUAGCGGAGGCCCUGUGCUCUAUAAUGCUCUUAGAAGAGAGUUCUCCUCGCCAAGCCCUGGCAGACUUCCUGUUGGCCAGAAAGGCAGCUAUUCAGAAACUUCUCAACCAGCCGCACCAUGGUGCUGGUAUCAAGGCUCAGAUUUGCUCAUUAGUGGAGUUGCUGGCCACCACUUUGAACCAAGCUCAUGCUCUCUUCUACACUUUACCAGAAGGGCUGCUGCCAGACCCAUCCCUGCCGUGCGGCUUGCUCUUCUCAACUCUGGAGACCAUCACAGGCCAGCAUCCUACCGAAAAGGGCGUCGGUGUUCUCCAAGAAGAGAUGAAGCUCUGCAGCUGGUUCAAGCACCUGCCGGCAUCCAUUGUCGAGUUCCGGCCGGCUCUGCGGACCCUCGCACGUCCCAUCAGCCAGGAGUACCUAACCGACACGCUGCAGAAGUGGAUCCACAUGUGCAAGGAAGACAUUAAGAACGGGAUCACCAACCUGCUCAUGUUCGUGAAGAGCAUGAAAGGCCUGGCGGGGAUCCGGGACGCCGUGUGGGAACUCCUUACCCAUGAGUCCACCAGCCGCAGCUGGGACGUGGUGUGCCGGCGGCUUCUGGAGAAGCCCCUCUUGUUGUGGGAGGAUCUGAUGCAGCAGCUCUUCCUUGACCGAUUACAGACGCUGACAAAAGAGGGCUUUGACUCCAUCUCCACGAGCUCCAGGCAGCUCCUCACCUCCGCCUUGCAGGAGCUCGAGAGCAGCCCCAGCAAGUCUGCGUCCAACAAGCACAUCCACUUUGAGCACAACAUGUCUCUCUUCCUCUGGUCUGAGAGUCCCGGUGACCUGCCUUCCGAUGCCGCCUGGGUCAGCGUGGCGAGCCGGGGCCCGUAUGGCGGCAGUGGGCUCUCCAUGAAAGCUCAAGCUGUCAGCCCUUGUGUGCAAAACUUCUGCGCUGCCCUAGACGCUAAACUGAAGGUGAAACUGGAUGACCUCCUGGCUUACCUUCCCUCUGACGACUCGUCACUGUCCAAGGAGGUCACCCCCGUGCAAGCCAAGAACUGUGCCUUUGACAGGUACGCGGACGCCGGGACUGUGCAGGAGAUGCUGCGGACUCACUCGGUGGCCUGCAUCAGGCACAUCACGGACUGCGUCCGGGCAGAGCUGCAGAGCAUCGAGGAAGCUGUGCAAGGCCAGCAGGGUGCCCUGGGCCGUGACAAGCUGCAUGCGGUCCUCUUCAUGGCCAGGCUCUGCCAGUCCCUGGGAGAACUGUGUCCUCACCUGAAGCAGUGCAUCCUGGGAAAAUCUGGGAGCUCUGAGAAACCAGCAAGGGAUUCCAGGGCUCUGAAAAAACAAGGAAAGGGGAAAACGGAGAAAGUCCUACCUACGCAGGCCCAGUGGCAGGAAGUUAAGGAGCUCCUCCUGCAGCAGAGUGUGAUGGGCUACCGGGUGUGGAGCUCGGCGGUUGUGCAAGUUUUAGCUCAUGGAUUUGCCCAGUCAUUACUUCUAGAUGAUGCUGGUUCAGUCCUGGCCACGGCCACCAGCUGGGAUGAACUAGAAAUUCAGGAGGAAGCGGAGUCUGGCAGCAGCAUCACAUCCAAGAUCCGACUCCCUACCCAGCCGUCCUGGUAUGUGCAGUCCUUCCUGUUCAGCUUGUGCCAGGAAAUUAACCGGGUUGGAGGCCAUGCCUUGCCCAAGGUGACGCUGCAGGAGAUGCUGAAAAACUGUGUGGCUCAAGUAGUAGCUGCCUAUGAGAAACUCUCAGACGGAAAAGAGAUGAAGAGAGAAGGUGCGUUCCCAAUGACCCAGAACCGGGCACUGCAGCUGCUUUACGACCUGCGCUACCUCAGCACUGUGCUCACAGCCAAGGGUGAAGAGGUGAAAAGUGGCCGCAGCAAACAGGACUCCAGAAUUGAGAAAGUGGCUGACUACUUGGAAGCACUCAUUGAUCCUUUUGACCUGGAUGUGUUCACACCACACCUCAACAGCAACCUCACGCGCCUGGUGCAGCGAACUUCUGUUCUGUUUGGACUGGUUACUGGUACAGAGAAUCAGUUCACCCCCAGGAGCAGUACAUUCAACUCGCAAGAGCCCCAUAACAUACUGCCGCUGGCAUCGAGUCAGAUCAGGUUUGGACUUCUUCCACUGAGCAUGACAAGCACUCGAAAGGCCAAAUCAACCAGCAGAAGCAUCGAAUCCAAAUCCCAGGUUGUCCCCCCGGCACUCUCCCGAGCAGAUGACCCGACGCAUCCCGGCUCCUUAUUCAGGCAGUUUGUCAGUGAGGACGAAGACUCUACACCUUCAUUAUUCAAACUUGGUUGGCUCUCUAGUAUGACCAAAUAACACGGGACAUGGCCAUCACUCUCUAAAUAAAUACUACUGCAUCAUUUCUACUAACGGUGCCUCUGCUCAUCCGUUUCUAAGCCAUGCUAGUCUGUCCAGUCUCAGUGGUGGAAUGUGGCCCCUAGUUACUG
Eptesicus fuscus (big brown bat) is the source of this 3077-nucleotide messenger RNA. RefSeq names its product component of oligomeric golgi complex 1 (gene COG1). The coding region runs from base 7 to 2946 and encodes 979 amino acids. Gene Ontology annotation, biological process: intra-Golgi vesicle-mediated transport. Lineage: Eukaryota; Metazoa; Chordata; Mammalia; Chiroptera; Vespertilionidae. The record is from RefSeq and is a predicted model, not a curated record. The transcript is spliced from 14 exons. Gene Ontology annotation, cellular component: Golgi apparatus; COG complex.